This is a messenger RNA of Zea mays, 1860 nucleotides long. Its product is annotated as zinc finger MYM-type protein 1-like. NCBI's taxonomy places the organism in Eukaryota, Viridiplantae, Streptophyta, Magnoliopsida, Poales, Poaceae. The coding region runs from base 74 to 1693 and encodes 539 amino acids. Gene Ontology annotation, molecular function: protein dimerization activity. The record is from RefSeq and is a predicted model, not a curated record. The transcript has 2 exons.
AACAUUUCAAGGUUGUCCAUUUAUAGGCCAUGAUGAAUCUCAGAAUUCAUUAAAUCAAGGUAAUUUUCUUGAAAUGGUCAAGCUUUUGGCUUCAUAUAACAAGGAGGUGAAAGGAGUUGUGUUACAAAAUGCUCCAAGAAAUGCCAAAUACACUUCAUCUAAUGUCCUGAAGGAAAUUCUAAGCAUUGUUGCAUGGAAAGUGCAAAAAUUAAUAAGAGAAGAAAUUGGCACUAGCAAGUUUUGCAUCAUGGUUGAUGAAGCUCGAGAUGAAUCUAAAAAGGAGCAAAUGGCAAUAGUCAUCCGUUUUGUCAACAAAGGACUUAUCAAGGAACGUUUUCUUGACCUCGUUCAUGUGAAGGAUACUACUGCAUUGACUCUUAAGAACUCAAUUUGUGCUAUCUUAACUGCUAAUAGCUUGAGUAUAGAAGACAUCAGAGGCCAAGGUUAUGAUGGUGCAAGUAAUAUGAGAGGGGAGUGGAAUGGAUUGAAGGCUCUAAUUCUAAACAAGUGUCCAUAUGCAUAUUACAUUCAUUGCAUGGCUCAUCAACUGCAAUUGGCUCUAGUGGCAGCAUCAAGGGAAGUGCAACAGGUACACAACUUCUUUCAGCAUGCAACUUUUAUCAUAAAUGUUGUUAGUUCAUCUACUAAGCGCAAUGAUGAGUUACUAGCUGCACAAGCUGAAGAAAUAACUCGUGAAAUUGAAUUGGGAGAGCUUGACACUGGACAAGAUGCAAAUCAGAUGAGCUCUCUACAGAGGCCAGGGGACACUAGAUGGAAUUCUCAUUACAAGUCAAUUCAAAGCUUAAAGAAGAUGUUUAGCGCCACAAUUUCAGUCCUACGGAGUAUUGCAAAUGAUCGUUCAGUUUCAAAGUAUUCUCGUGGUGAUGCUGCAGGUGCACUACAAAUUAUUGUCAAAUUUGAUUUUGUGUUUAUUUUGCUCAUGAUGGAAAAGAUUAUGAAGAUUACCGAUAUGCUAUGUCAAACACUCCAAAAGAAGUCAAUUGAUAUUUUAAAUGCACUAGAUUCAGUUUCCAAUACUAAAGUCUUACUUGGUAACUUGCGAAACGAUGGUUGGGAUCCUCUUCUUCAGGAGGUCAAUUACUUUUGUGAAAAGAAUGACAUCGAUAUUUUGGAUCUGAAUCACAAGUUUGUUGAUGUGACCAAAUCUCGAAAUAAGAAUGAUAACACCAUCGUUUUUCAUCAUUAUAAAUUUGAUGUGUUUAAUGUUGAAAUUGAUCAACAACUGAAUGAGAUAGAAGAUCGAUUUGGUGGCCAAGCGACAGACCUUUUAUCACUUUGUGCUUCCUUGAAUCCAAUACUUGGCUCUUUUGACAUAGAAAAGGUAUGCUCUCUAGUGGAAAAGUAUUAUCCUGCAGAUUUCUCAAAUCAAGAAAGAAUGCAAUUAGAGUGCCAAUUGCCACAUUUUCAACUUGAUGUUUGCAACCAUCCAGAACUAAAGGGUUUAUCAUCUUUGGCUGAUUUAACAAGUGGAUUAGUUAAGCUGGGUAAAGAUUCUUCAUAUCCGAUGGUAGAUAAAUUAUUGAGAUUACUCUUGACUCUCCCUGUGUCAACUGCGACCACAGAGAGAGCCUUUUCAGCUAUGAAAUUUGUGAAGACACGUCUUCGAAGCAAAUGGGAGAUGCCUAUUUACGAGAUUAUCUGGUGGUUUAUAUUGAAAGGGAACCGGCAAUGAUUAGUUCUGAUGAUAUUAUCAAGGCCUAUGAUCUAGCUAAUACACGUAGAGCUAAAUUCAAAAUAACUGAGAUGUAAUUUUAUUUUGUUUGACAAAAUAGAUGAUGUUUUAUUAUACUGUUUUGUAAUGAAGAUUAUAUAUCAAUAUAUGCAUUGUGGUUGGUUUGC